UAAAGACAUGGAUCAAAUAUUCUUGACGUUAAGAAUAAAAAGCAGUUACCUUUGCCGCAAAAACGCAGUCCAACCCAGAUGUCCAACACAAAGCUGGCUUACACCCCGACUCUUCCCACACCGCAGUUCAUCAACAACUGGUUUGCACUUUCCUCUUCAUCCUCUUCUCUCUGCUCAUCACAUUUCAUUCCCUCUAAAUCCCAUCCCCAUAAAUGGCUUCUCUCAUCUCUCAUUACUUCAAACCCACUAUCUUCCCGCCAUUACUUGGAAUUCUUUGCCUUCAAACACCAUGCAUUGUUCGCAGCCAAGCAACAGCAGCACCUCUACUGCUGCCAAUCAGUUGCAGUCUACUGCACCUUCUGCUGUCUCUGGCCGCCACCCGGUGUACCGAGGAGUUAGGCGUAGGAGUAGUGGGAAAUGGGUGUCUGAGAUUAGAGAGCCAAGGAAGCCUAAUAGAAUUUGGCUUGGCACAUUUCCUACCCCGGAAAUGGCUGCUGUUGCUUAUGAUGUAGCAGCCCUUGCUCUAAAAGGUCGAGAUGCUGAGCUUAACUUCCCAAACUCGGCUUCUUCUCUGCCUGUUCCUGCAUCCACAUCCCCGCGUGAUAUUCAGGCGGCUGCUGCCUCUGCAGCUGCUGCUGUAGGGGCUGCAAGGGAUGCCUUAGGAAUUGGGAGUCAUAGUCAGCCGGGUACCAAUCAAACAGUGGUGCAGGAGAGGCCAAUGUUGAAUGAAUUUGUGGAUGAGGAUUUGAUAUUUGAUAUGCCUAAUGUUCUAAUGAAUAUGGCUGAAGGGAUGCUUCUUAGCCCUCCUCGCCUGGACAUUGCCGGAGAUGAAUAUGCUGCUGUUUCUGAUGAAAACCAUGGACUUGGGGACCAAAACCUCUGGAAAUUCCCCUAAUCAUCCCUAUCUUAAAUCAAAACUACAUCUGUAUAAUUAACAAUCUAUCCAUAUAUGUAUAAACCUAAAAAAUAAAAUCCGUUAAAAAAAAGAACAAUUAAAUAUAUAAUCAUGCAUAUAUGUAUGUUCUAGUGUCUUGCUUGUGUGUGGAAAAAUCAAUCAGCUCAGAGAUUGAGAUGCUGGACAAUGGUAUGAGUACUGGCUUUGUUUUUGUUUUUUUUUUUUCAUAAUUUUUUGUACAGGGUUUCUUAUCUGUGUUGGGAUUUGCUGUAGUUGCACCUUGCUGUUAUGGUAAUGCUUCUAGAGUGACUGAAAGGAACCUUUAAUUUCUAAUAAGAAUUUCUGAGCAUCUUCAUUU
Hevea brasiliensis (rubber tree) is the source of this 1253-nucleotide messenger RNA. RefSeq names its product ethylene-responsive transcription factor ERF024. The transcript has a single exon. NCBI's taxonomy places the organism in Eukaryota, Viridiplantae, Streptophyta, Magnoliopsida, Malpighiales, Euphorbiaceae. The coding region runs from base 8 to 895 and encodes 295 amino acids. The record is from RefSeq and is a predicted model, not a curated record. Gene Ontology annotation, molecular function: DNA binding; DNA-binding transcription factor activity. Gene Ontology annotation, biological process: regulation of DNA-templated transcription.